Molecule: messenger RNA, 462 nt
Organism: Durusdinium trenchii
Lineage: Eukaryota; Dinophyceae; Suessiales; Symbiodiniaceae
Source: the annotation of a GenBank genome assembly
AUGGUAGACUUCAAUCGAGUUCUGGACGAGAUUCAAAAUCUCAGGUAUGGUGAUGUACAAGUCUGCUUGUUUGGUUUGUCUUUGAUCAAAGAGGACAUCGAAUGGUUCGAAAAUGAGGAAUGUGACGAGACCCGGAUUCGCACCAUCGAGCCGUUUGAAGUGGAAAAUCGACAGAUCCAGUUGAAGGAGGUGACUCGACGCGAGGGUGGCUAUACCUUCGAUAUGCAUGUCAUGAGAGGUCUGGUGACGAAUUACUACCCUGCCGAUUAUGACUAUGAGGCACCACUGCAGAACUUGAUGCACCGGGUCUACAUCACCCUACAUGGCCGAGAUCGGUGGUGGGCAAUCCAGAAUCCACUUUGGUAUUUGUUUGGUAGCAACUGCUUGUGCCCAGCUUGUUUCUUGGCCACGGGCUGCCAUUGCUGUGGCCGACUUCAAGGCAACGAUUGCGGGAAGUUUGAG